Messenger RNA from Babjeviella inositovora NRRL Y-12698, 789 nucleotides. RefSeq lists its product as uncharacterized. The record is from RefSeq and is a predicted model, not a curated record. Gene Ontology annotation, cellular component: cytosol; nucleus. The transcript has a single exon. Bases 1 to 789 code for a protein of 262 amino acids. Lineage: Eukaryota; Fungi; Ascomycota; Pichiomycetes; Serinales. Gene Ontology annotation, molecular function: mRNA binding; RNA 7-methylguanosine cap binding.
AUGUCAUUAAGACCAGAGGCGUUACUUUUGAGCGGGGUGAACAACCUCAGCACCCGCGACAUCCAAGCUUACGUCAGAUCGCACUUGAGCGAAGCAGACUUGGAUAUGACAUUCAAGAUCGAAUGGGUGGAUGAUGCCUCCAUUGUGUUGGCUUUCAAGUCCGAAGAGACCGCGUUGACCGCGUUGUACAAACUUUCGGAGACCGAUCUGCAGGUUGAGAUGGAAGCCGAAACGUUGGUGGGCAAGAAGUGCAAGCCGUUUGUUAAGAACCUGUUCGCGGCGAUGCCAGCCCAAGACGAGGAUGCUAUGGCGACCGAUGAGUCACCGGGUGUUUUGACUGUAAGAAGAGCGAUGGAUUCAGACAAAAAGGUGAAAAACGCUAAAGAAUACUCCCGUUAUUACUUGUUGAAUGGUGAGCCCAACUACAGAGAGAGACAGGGUGGGCACCGGAACAAACGCAGCGACAGACACUCGCAUAGGGAAACAGAGAAGACUGACCCUUCAGAAGACUUGUUCCCUGUCAAGCUUGGUGUAGACCCUGCUGUGAUUGCCGAAAAGGCGGAGUCCAAGAACGAUCUUUUUGGCUCGCUCGAAAACCGCCUUCCGCCAAAGAGAUACACCGAGAGACCCUCCCGGGCGACUGCUGCCGAUGAAGAUGAUUUGUUCCCGUUGAAAAAGUCUGCCGUCAGAGAGAGAUCUAGAUCACGCAACAGCCAGACCGAUAAAGAGGUUAGAAGAAGAUCCCGGUCGCCCGCAGGAAGAAGUCUCGCGUCUGCGAUGGGCCUUUAG